Lottia gigantea (owl limpet) is the source of this 183-nucleotide messenger RNA. RefSeq lists its product as hypothetical. The record is from RefSeq and is a predicted model, not a curated record. Lineage: Eukaryota; Metazoa; Mollusca; Gastropoda; Lottiidae. The transcript has a single exon. The annotation marks the transcript as partial.
AAUCUUACAUUAAACAAGAAAACACCAUUAUCUCAUUAUGUAACUGUCAGAACUAAUGGAAUUCGCAGACAAAUUGCAGGAAUUAUUGGCAUUAAACUAGCAGGAGUUGUUAAAUUGGCCUUGAUAAGACAAAAAAAUGAAAGACUGCAGAUAUUAUUGAAGAAUAAUAACAGAUAUGUGUAA